This is a messenger RNA of Cokeromyces recurvatus, 1587 nucleotides long. Its product is annotated as Alpha/Beta hydrolase protein. Gene Ontology annotation, molecular function: epoxide hydrolase activity. The record is from RefSeq and is a predicted model, not a curated record. NCBI's taxonomy places the organism in Eukaryota, Fungi, Mucoromycota, Mucoromycetes, Mucorales, Mucoraceae. The coding region runs from base 103 to 1377 and encodes 424 amino acids. Gene Ontology annotation, biological process: epoxide metabolic process. The transcript is spliced from 6 exons.
AACAAGUCAUCAUUUUUUAACCAAAAGAGUAAGCAUUUGGUUAUAAAAAAAACGAGUUUUAUUAUUAUUAUUUUCCUUUAUUUUAUUCUUAUUUUUCAAUAUAUGUUGUUGUCAGAAGGGGAAAUAGAAAGGUUUUAUAUACCUGACUUUAAUGAAAAGCAUCAUGAACUAGUUGAAAAGACAGCUUCUAUCAUUUGGCCUAACGAGUUAGAAGAACCGGGUGAUGAUGAGUGGAGUUUAGGAGCUCCUAGCUGGGCUGUUAAACCAUUAGUGAACUAUUGGGUAAACCAAUUUGAUUGGGAAAAAUCAUCCAGGGCGAAAAUGAAUAAAUGGCAUCACUAUCAUAUGAAGAUAGAUGGACUAUUGAUACAUUAUGUUUAUGAACCUUCUCUUCAUCAUCAUGCUAUUCCUAUUGUUUUAUUACAUGGUUGGCCGUCUACAUUUUAUGAGUUUCAUAAGUUAAUAGAACCACUGAGAGAUGGUUUUAAUGAUACACAGGCAUUUCAUGUGAUUGUUCCUAGUUUACCUGGCUUUGGCUUCUCAGAAGCACCGAAAGUAAAAGGAUAUGGCGUAUCUAAAAUGGCUAGUACAAUCAACUCAUUAAUGCUAAAUCUAGGAUACAAUAAAUAUAUCUAUCACGGUGGAGAUUGGGGAGCGAUUAUAGGGAAAUGGAUUGCUACACAUUAUAAUCAAAAUUGUAAAGCAUAUCAUACAAAUCUACCUAUGGUUUUACCCCCACUACCUACACCAAGGAAUCUAUUAUUUUAUCCUUUCAAGGUGAUGAAAUUUUUUUCUAGUUUAAUUUUGGGAUUUGAUACAGUUUAUGGAACAGGAAAGACACUAUUGGGAGGUGCAACAUUUGCUAAUGCAGAAUGGAAUAAUGAAUGUGGUUAUAGAGCUAUACAAGGCACAAAACCUUAUACUUUAGCCUAUGGCCUUACUGAUAGUCCUGUAGGUUUACUAGCUUGGAUGCUGGAAAAGUAUCAUGAUUGGACAUAUCAUUCACUAGAGAAAGAAAAAGAGACUUCAGGGUUACCAACUACUAUCAGUUACGAUGAAUUCUUGACUCAAGUUUCUAUUUAUUGGUUAACAAAUACCAUGUCCUCAUCUAUUCGUAUUUAUUAUGAAUGUCUUCAACAAAAAGAAAUGAUGAAAGUCGUUUUACCACGAAUUACUAUUCCCGUAGCUGUUUGUGCAUUUGCUCAUGAUAUUAUAAAGAUACCAAAAGAUUGGUUGGAGGCUUCAACAGACCUUCAACAAUACACCGAGAUGAUUUCUGGUGGGCAUUUUCCAGCCUUAGAGGAACCAAAAUUAUUACUUGAAGAUUUACAAAGAUUUGGAAAAAAAAUAAAAGAACAAAACUUAAUGGAAGACUAAUCAUAAAGACGACCCUUUCUGUUAACAUAAAAGGAAAAAUUUACAUGUACUAGUGUCGAUCACUUCUAAAAAUAGUAAACAUCUAUUAUUGUUAUUGUUUAUAUUUUUACAAGAAAUCAAUCUUACCUUUAUAAGAAAUAAACCUAGUAACCUCACAUAAAUAAGUGGAUAAAAAAGUCAACUAGAGUAAUUCUAGUAACUUGUUGUUGU